AAGAGGGCGUGUGAUUACUGCAGGCAGAAGAAAUGCGAUGGUGGAGAGGUGUCGGAGCCCCGAUGUUCGAGGUGCAUUGUGGACGGAAUAGAUUGUACCUAUGACCCCAACGUGCGUGACCGACUUCUUCCUAUCAGUUAUGUGCAAUCACUUGAGGACCGACUGGAUAAGAUGGAGAAGCUGGUUGCUCAGCUCUGCCCCGACCCUGAGGAGUUGGACAGCAUGUUAGAAAGAAUUCGUCUCAAAGGGCAGGAACCACGUUCAGCUACCUCACCGGCCCUCCCUCCCUCCCGCCCAUCCACCUACUCGAGUCCAAACGACCUGACUCCACUUCCCCCUGGCCUCGAUGCCUCCAUCGAUUCGGACGACCUUGGUUUAAGCGACGACGACGGACCGGCAACAAAGGUCAAAAUGUUCGGCAAGAUCACACAGGGAGUCGAGAUACCACCAGGUGGUGCUCUUCGGUACCACGGUGAAUCGAGCGACAUGGUGUUCCUCCAGGCUAUGAUGGAUCUGAAGGACCAAAUGACGGGAAUGCACCUCGAAGUCGCUCCGGGAAAGGUUAUGUGGUCGAAGGAGCAGGCCAAUCCUUUACAACUGGGAAGGCCUCCACUCUUGCCCGCACCGCAUACGGGCUUCCCGCCGCGCGACCUGAUCGACAAACUCGCCAAUGCUUACUUCGACGCCUUCAACAUGUACCUACCGUUGCUACAUCGCCCGACUUUUAACAAACAUCUCGACGAUGGCAAGCAUCUCACGGAUCGCGGCAUAGGCUCUGUCGUAUUCCUCGUCUGUGCCCUCGGCGCGCGCCAUGUACUAGAUGAUCCUCGGACCGUGGUCGGACACAAAGAUCCUGGUUGGCACUGGUUUGAGCAUGUGGACCGCGCGAAAUGGUCUGUCCGCGACCGGCCAAAGCUCGAAGACCUACAGGUGUGCCUCACUGCAGCAUAUUUGGUCGGCUCGGACGCGCCCCUGAGUGGCUGGAACAUCGUCGGUCUCGGCAUGCGUAUGGCCCAAGACGUUGGUUGCCACCGCAAGAAAAUGUACCGGUCGAAACCCACUGCGCACGACGAACUGUGGAAGCGAGCAUUUUGGUCUCUGCUCGCAUUUGACCGCAUGGGGAGCUUUGGAUUAGGUCGACCUGCGGCGAUUCAUGAUGAAGACUUCGACACAGAGCCUUUGCUUGAAGUGGACGAUGAAUACUGGUUUAACGACGACCCGGAAUUAUGUUUCAAGCAACCAGAGGGCAAACCAUCCACAGUCGCACUCGCGAACUGCUUCGCGAGGCUUUUGAGGAUUUUCGCGUUCGCCAGUCGGACCAUCUACUCUAUCAACAAGAGGAAGCUCGGCUUCGGUGAUGAUGGAUCUGACUGGGAACGCCGAAUCGUCACGGACAUAGACUCUGCCUUGAAUAGAUGGAUGGACACAAUCCCAGAGCAUCUGAGAUUGGACAACAAGUCAAAAGAAGGCGUGUUCCUAAGCCAAUCCACGGGGCUCUAUUGUUUCUAUUAUUUUGCCCAGAUUUUCGUUCAUCGACCAUUCAUCUCAUCUCCAAACAAGCCUUCUCGUCUCCCGUUCCCCUCGCUCGCCAUAUGCACGAGUGCUGCACGCUCCUGUAUCCAUCUAAUUGACGGGUAUUAUCAGCGCGCAGGUAAUGCAGAAGGAUUGCACCAGUUGCCCCUUUUCUCCUCUGGACUGGUUCUUCUCCUCAACAUGUGGGGCAACAAGAAGGCAGGCGUCUCGUUCAAUGCCGAUUUCGUGGACGUGAAGAAGUGCCUCACUCUACUAAAGACGCUCCAAGGACGGUGCGUCUGU
Messenger RNA from Epithele typhae, 1815 nucleotides. RefSeq names its product fungal-specific transcription factor domain-containing protein. The transcript has 11 exons. The record is from RefSeq and is a predicted model, not a curated record. Gene Ontology annotation, molecular function: DNA binding; zinc ion binding; DNA-binding transcription factor activity, RNA polymerase II-specific. NCBI's taxonomy places the organism in Eukaryota, Fungi, Basidiomycota, Agaricomycetes, Polyporales, Epitheliaceae. The annotation marks the transcript as partial. Gene Ontology annotation, biological process: regulation of DNA-templated transcription; DNA-templated transcription.